Molecule: messenger RNA, 696 nt
Organism: Myxocyprinus asiaticus (Chinese sucker)
Lineage: Eukaryota; Metazoa; Chordata; Actinopteri; Cypriniformes; Catostomidae
Product: tripartite motif-containing protein 29-like
Molecular function (GO): zinc ion binding
Source: RefSeq, a predicted model, not a curated record
AUGGUGGAGAAACUGAAGAAGACAAGAAUCCACGUUACUCAAUAUUACGCUGGUCCUGGAGAUGUGGAGUGUGGCGUCUGCACUGGAAGAAAACAGAAAGCCGUCACGUCCUGUCUGGUGUGUCUGAACUCUUACUGUCAAAAUCAUCUUGAUCAACAUGAGAACCUAUUCAAGGGUAAGAGACACAACUUGAUAGAUGCCACUGGACGACUCCAGGAGAUGAUCUGCCCUCAACAUGAUAAAAUGCUGGAAUUUUACUGUCGCACUGACCAGAAAUGCAUUUGGUGCAUGGUGAACGAACACAAAAACCACGACACUGUAUCAGCUGCAGCAGCGAGCAAUGAGAAACAGAAACUUUUGAGGGAGACACAGAGAAAAUGCCAACAGAGAAUCCAGCAGAGAGAGAAAGAUCUUCAGGAGCUGAGAGAGGCUGUGGAGUCUCAUAAGCACUCUGCACAUUCAGCAGUGGAGGACUGUGAGCUGAUCUUCACUGAGUUGAUCUCAUCCAUUGAGAGAAGGCGCUCUGCAGUCACACAGUUGAUCAGAGAUCAGGAAAAGGCUGCAGUGAGUCGAGCUGAAGAACUCUUGAAGCAACUGGAGCAGGAGACUGAUGAUCUGAGGAGGAGAGAUGCUGAGUUGCAGCGGCUUUCACACACCAACGAUGACAUCCAUGUCCUCCAGGUAACCGAAAUCUAG